Messenger RNA from Fusarium verticillioides 7600, 1817 nucleotides. RefSeq lists its product as hypothetical. Gene Ontology annotation, molecular function: methyltransferase activity. The transcript has 4 exons. Bases 309 to 1472 code for a protein of 387 amino acids. NCBI's taxonomy places the organism in Eukaryota, Fungi, Ascomycota, Sordariomycetes, Hypocreales, Nectriaceae. The record is from RefSeq and is a predicted model, not a curated record.
CCAAAGCCAAGAUAUCACCACUAGCUUGUUAGCUCUGUCUUGACUUACGCGACCCUAAGCUUAUAGCGCCUUGUUCACUAUAAGGUUACUGACGUCAGGUCGAUCGACGGAGGAGAGCGCCAUCCCGCUCAAUCUCACCUUAGCGUCUUCUACUCCCUGACUAUCUCCUGUCCCGACUUCAACGGCUCAAACUCUCCCUGUUUAAUGUUCGUUUUUGACUGCAACACCAUAAAAACUCUGUUGUGUCGGCCCUCAAUCAUCACCCGCGGUAUGCGCAUACCCCUGUAUCUGUAUCUGCGCUCACGAUAAUGAACUCGCCCCCAAACUCUUUCUCUCGUCAAUCCGACGAUUCUCCAUCCUCCAAUCCUAGAAAUAGCGCCGGUAAAGACCACUCCCGCCAUAUGGUGCCCCCAUCUCCGGCGUCUUCCACGACAUCUCCAUUGGCUGUAGGCUCGGCCCACGAAGCGGCUCUUAUACAAAGCAUUGAGCAAGGCGAAUACGCGACCGACGACGAUGAAACACGCAGUCUGACCGACAGUAUACGACAACACAUUGUAGAGGGUGGUUUGCGGUAUCAUAGCUAUCAUGCAGGGAAAUACCUUUUUCCAAACGACGAGGCCGAGCAAGACCGAGAGGAGCUCAAGCAUAAUUUGACUGUGUACCUUUGUGACGAUAGACUUUUCUUUGCGCCAAUCGAGCAACUAUUGGAAAAAGGGGCAGAGGUGUUAGACCUCGGAACCGGCAUCGGAAAAUGGUGCAUUGACCUUGCCGAUAUAUACCCCAAAUCACAAUUCCAUGGCAUGGACCUUUCACCCAUUCAGCCGGACUGGGUCCCAGAGAAUGCCAUCUUUGUCGUCGACGACAUAGAGCACGAAGCUGGCUGGACCUAUGGAGACGAGACAUUUGACUACAUACAUAUACGCCACACAGUUCAUUCCAUCAAAGACCGAGAAUUGCUCUGGGAACGAAUCUGGAAACACCUAAAACCAGGGGGCUAUGUCGAAAUUCAGGAGUUUAACUACAUCGCAGCUUGCGACGACGACUCAUGUGACGGCCCAUACGCCUGGAGGGACUAUUGUAAAUAUCUCUACGAAGGAAUGAUGGCCCUCGGCACAGAUUUACAUGGCAUCACUCACGUGGGGCACGAACUACAAGAAGCAGGCUUCGAAAACAUCACAACCAAAGCCUACAAGUGCCCACUUGGUCCAUGGGCAAAGAAGAAACGACUACAAGAGUGUGGCCAUGUUUUAAGAGAUGUCGUUAUGUUGUCUCUUCAUGGCCUGUCUCGAAAACCGCUUCGCGAUGGUCUCGGCUGGACGUUGCUCCAGAUCGAGAUGUUCCUCGUGGAAGUCCGAAAGUCACUGACUCAGGAAGUUAAUGGCCUACCCAAGUUCCAUACCUAUUUCCCUUACUUAAACAUUCACGCCCGGAAACCCCUGAACUGGCAAAGGCCGAUCAGGGAAGACGCGUGAGACAGGUGUUCCUGGAGACACCACGACGUAUAGCAUACACGACACUGCAUAUUUCAUAACGAUUGGACGAGAUACAACAUCAUUAGCAUAAGAAAGCAUCAACACACAUGGGAGCAUGGCCCGGCGUUUGACGGAUUGCAUAGGAGGGUUAACUAGAGCCCGUGAUGAAACAUUACUUACAAGGCGUAUCUUGGAAAUUUCUCUUUCUUUCAUUCAUGGCUAGGCAGCCGACAUAAUACACAGUCGGCGAAAUACUAUCAUAAACUGUGAGCUCUUUCAAAUUAGGCGACAUGAUGUAAACUCAGUACACAAUGGCCUGCAACAGAAAUCCUAGAUCAUGAUAUC